AACUGAAUAAUAUUUAUUAGAAAUUGGACAAAUAAUUGGUGAAAUUAGUGUGUAAUGUUCUAGCAAAUUGCAAGCAAUGUACCAAAAUUACAUAUCAGAGUCUUGAGUCUUAUCAUAUCAAACUCAUUAAGCCUUUUGGUUCUCAGUCACAGAUAAAUUAAAAGUUCUAUUUCUUUAGAUAGUGUAAAAUUCUUAGUAUAAGUUAAAGUAGGGUCCUUGGUCAAUUACAGUCAUUCAGUAACUCCUAACUGAGUAGUUACGCGGUACUCACAUAUCAUAUCACACCUAAUAUUUAAACUAACAUUAUGUCGGAUUACGGAGACAGUGAUGCUAAUUGGAUAUUUUACCAAGACCGACCAGAAUGGAGCGACGUAACCCCUGUACCCGAAAACGAUGGACCAACUCCUGUUGUUGUUAUUAAUCACUCAGAGAGAUUUGUAGAUGUGUACAACUACUUUAGGGCUGUUCUUCAAAAAGAUGAGAAGUCGGAAAGAGCAUUAGAAUUGACUAAAGAUGCAGUAGAACUGAAUUCAGCUAAUUACACAGUUUGGCAAUACAGACGAGAUUUAUUAAAAGCACUGGGCACUGAUUUAAGAUUAGAAUUGGAUUAUGUAGAAUCUGUUAUAAAGUUGUCACCUAAAAACUAUCAAGUCUGGCAUCACAGGAGGGUACUGGUUGAGUGGCUACAAGACCCUUCACUAGAACUUGACCUCACAGGCGAUGCCUUAGAACAAGACCCUAAAAACUAUCAUGCCUGGCAACAUCGGCAAUGGGUGAUAAAAACUUUUGGGCUCUUUGAUAACGAAAUGGAUUUCGUAGAUAGCCUUAUCUCUGAUGAUGUUCGAAAUAAUUCUGCUUGGAAUCAGCGCUACUUCAUAAUGAACAACCACCAUGGAUGGACGGAUGAGAACGUGCAAAAGGAAGUCGCUUACACAUUAGAAAAAAUUAGGUUUGUUAAAAACAAUGAGAGCUCUUGGAAUUACUUGAGAGGUGUUCUGUUGCAUGAUUGUAAAGGAAUGAGUGGGAACAACGCUGUCAAAUCAUUCUGUGAAGAACUUUACAACAAGGACUGUCGGUCUCCUUACUUACUUGCUAUGUUGAUAGACUGCUGUGACGAAGCUGUGAAGAAUGAGGAAAUGAAUGAUUUGUACAAUGCUGAGCGGGCUAUCGAGCUGUGCCAGGCUUUAGCGAACAAGUAUGAUAGGAUGCGCUGCAAAUAUUGGAAUUAUUUGUGCAAUAAGUUCAAGAACUUUAAAAACAAUGCUACAAAUAAAACUGAUACGAAGAAUUAAACUAUGUAUUUAUUUUAAUAAUAAUUAAUAUAAUCUGGUCGCAACAAAUGCAUAUUAAGCAAAAUUGUCAAAUGCUGUUAAAUAAUGUAUUAUGUCAAUGAAUAUAGUUAUCCGGU
Molecule: messenger RNA, 1408 nt
Organism: Leptidea sinapis
Lineage: Eukaryota; Metazoa; Arthropoda; Insecta; Lepidoptera; Pieridae
Gene: Fnta
Product: protein farnesyltransferase/geranylgeranyltransferase type-1 subunit alpha
Exons: 5
Coding region: 306-1292 (328 amino acids)
Biological process (GO): protein geranylgeranylation; protein farnesylation
Cellular component (GO): CAAX-protein geranylgeranyltransferase complex; protein farnesyltransferase complex; cytoplasm
Molecular function (GO): CAAX-protein geranylgeranyltransferase activity; protein farnesyltransferase activity
Source: RefSeq, a predicted model, not a curated record